This is a messenger RNA of Artibeus jamaicensis (Jamaican fruit-eating bat), 1253 nucleotides long. RefSeq names its product C-type lectin domain family 4 member G. The transcript is spliced from 9 exons. Gene Ontology annotation, molecular function: signaling receptor activity. Bases 1 to 1083 code for a protein of 360 amino acids. NCBI's taxonomy places the organism in Eukaryota, Metazoa, Chordata, Mammalia, Chiroptera, Phyllostomidae. The record is from RefSeq and is a predicted model, not a curated record.
AUGGACACUGCCGGGUACAGCCAGUGGGGUGGCGAGCUGGAGGAGGUCCCCGGAGGGCCCUGCGGACGCUGGGGAAGGCGGUUCCCCUUCCUGGCCCUGGCUCUCGUGGUCACGGCACUCCUGUGGGCCUUCAUCCUGAGCAUCCUACUGUCCAAGGGGAAGGUUUGUGAGCAUCUUGGAGCUGUCAGCACGAAUGUGUGUGAACGGCCGUGUGUGCUUGUGUCUGCUCAGCUCGUGGGCACAUCAUGUGCCCUGUCCCCCUGCCCGCCCCCUGUGUGCGUCCCAAGACUGCACUUGCCACACUUCUCGGGCCAGGGGGCAGUUCCCUGGUCCCGGAGGCCGCGCCUGCAGGAGCCUCUCUCCACAGCCUCCACGCAGCAGGAGGAGUUGCAGAGGCACCAGGACCAGCUGAGAGCAAAUGCCUCGGGGCAGAAGGUGAUGCUGGGUGCCUUGAAGGAAGAGUUCCGAGCCUGCAAUAGCUGCUGCCAGGCCGCGCAGGCGCAGCUGAAGACCGCACGUGCGGAGCUUGAAGAGGCACAGCUGAAGCUGAUCUGGCAGCAGAGCGCCCUGAAAGAACUGAGCGAGCGCGUGACCCAGAGCUUGGCUGAAGCGGGAAGGGACCGCGAGAACAUCCGCAGCGAGCUGUUCCGGGAGUUGGAGGCUGUGCGAGCUGGGAACAAGUCCUGUGAGCAGUGCCCCACGUCGUGGCUGCGCUUUCAGGGUUCCUGCUACUUUUUCUCAGUGGUGCGAGCUGGAUGGGAAGAGGCGCGACGCAAUUGCACAGGUGCCAGUGCGCACCUGGUGAUUGUGGGCAACCUGGAGGAGCAGGGCUUCCUGAGUCGAAAUACAAAAGGCCGUGGUUAUUGGCUGGGCCUCAGGGCCAUGCGUCGCGCAAGCAAGGUCCAUAGCUAUCAGUGGGUAGAUGGAGUCUCACUCAGCUUCAGCCACUGGAACCGAGGUGAGCCCAAUGACUCCCUGGGACUUGAGGACUGCGUCAUGAUGCUGCAUACUGGGUUAUGGAAUGACGCCCCCUGUGACAGUGAGAAGGACAGCUGGAUCUGCGAGAAGAGGCUCAGCUGCUGAGCCCACUCAGUCCCCUGAGCCAGGCCACCUGCCACCUGUGCCAUCUCUACAGCUGCUGGCCCUCCUGGCUCUUCCCAGCACCAUCUAGUGUGUGUGUGUCUUCUCUCCUGCCCACGGCUAUUGUGGAGAAACAGCCCCACUCACUUGGGUCCAGUGCCUGUGGUCUGGGA